This is a messenger RNA of Caenorhabditis briggsae, 1743 nucleotides long. The transcript is spliced from 6 exons. NCBI's taxonomy places the organism in Eukaryota, Metazoa, Nematoda, Chromadorea, Rhabditida, Rhabditidae. Gene Ontology annotation, biological process: protein localization to membrane. Gene Ontology annotation, cellular component: membrane. The record is from RefSeq and is a predicted model, not a curated record. The coding region runs from base 1 to 1743 and encodes 580 amino acids.
AUGCGGGUAUUCAUAAGCCUGCUACUACUGUCUUCGUUGCUCGUAGAAGCCGACGAACAUGAUCAUUUAUACGAAGUGGACGAAGAAGUCGUGCUAUGGAUGAACACGGUUGGCCCGUAUUCCAACCGACAAGAGACUUACACCUACUUCUCUCUUCCAUUCUGCAAAGGAGAUAAGAAGGAGAUUGGACAUUACCAUGAAACGAUGGGAGAGUCGUUGCUUGGUGUAGAACUCGAAUUCUCCGGACUCGAUAUCAAGUUCCGAACAAACACAAAGAAAACAGUGGUGUGUCAGAAGAAGCUAACCGAAACUGACUACAAGACUCUUUUGUACGCGAUUCAAAAUAGCUACUACUAUCAAAUGUACCUUGAUGAUAUGCCCAUUUGGGGAAUGGUAGGAGAAAUCGAUAACAGUGUCAGCCCGCCGACAUACAAGCUCUACACACAUAAACGUCUUGAUAUCGGUUACAACGACAAGCAAGUUGUUGAUAUUAAUCUGACCACUGAUGGAAGAGUGGACAUUCGACCUGGUGCUGAGCUCACAUUCACCUACGAAGUACAAUGGACCAAGUCAGAAAUUGAUUUCACAAAGAGAUUCGACAAGUAUCUAGAUCCAAGCUUCUUCCAACAUAGAAUUCAUUGGUUCUCGAUCUUCAACAGUUUCAUGAUGGUAGUUUUCCUCGUUGGUUUGGUAUGGAUGAUUCUCGUUCGCACGCUGAGAAAAGAUUAUGCUCGCUACCAAAAGGAAGAUAGCCUGGACGAUCUUGAUGCAGAUCUUGGCGAUGAAUAUGGAUGGAAGCAAGUUCAUGGAGAUGUUUUCCGGCCGCCAUCUCUUCCAUUAUUGUUCUCCUCCUGUAUUGGUGCAGGAUAUCAUGUGUUUACGGUCGCAGUCAUCACAACUAUUCUCGCAAUCGUUGGAGAAUUUUAUACAGAACGUGGAUCGCUUCUCUCUGCUGCUAUUUUCGUUUACGCCGCAUGCUCUCCAGUCAAUGGUUAUGCAGGUGGUUCGAUGUAUGCUCGUUUUGGUGGACGUCACUGGAUCAAACAAAUGCUACUCGGAGCAUUCCUUCUACCAAGCAUGGUCUGCGGAGUUGCAUUCCUGAUCAACUUCAUUGCCAUUUACUACCACGCAUCUCGUGCAAUUCCAUUCACGAUCAUGCUCGCUGUUACGGCGAUCUGCUUGUUCGUAAUUCUUCCAUUAACCCUUGUUGGAACAGUUAUUGGAAGAAAUAUGGCUGGAACGGCCGACUAUCCAUGCAGAGUGAACGCAGUGCCACGACCGAUUCCAGACAAGAAGUGGUUCGUUCAGCCAUGGCUAAUUACAUUGGCUGGCGGAGUUCUUCCAUUUGGAUCCAUUUUCAUCGAGAUGUAUUUCAUUUUCACAUCAUUCUGGGCCUACAAAAUCUACUACGUUUAUGGAUUCAUGCUCCUGGUUACGAUUAUUCUAUCUAUCGUCACUGUCUGCGUUACCAUUGUGUGCUCCUACUUCCUUCUGAAUGCAGAGGAUUACCGAUGGAGAUGGACCAGCUUUGCUUGCGGAGCUUCAACGUCCUUCUAUGUCUACAUGUAUUCAAUGUACUAUUUCUUCUUCAAGACGAAAAUGUAUGGUCUUUUCCAAACAGUAUUCUAUUUUGGUUACAUGGGAAUUUUCGCCGCCGCUCUUGGUCUGAUGACUGGCACAAUCGGAUAUGUUGGAACAGCGAAGUUCGUUCGAAAAAUCUAUCAAACAGUCAAGAUUGAUUAA